AUGGAGCGAGAGCCCGCGCCCGCCGGACCUUCGGGGCCCCAACCGGAUCCCGUCCAGUCCCACUCGCCCACCAUGCCUCCCCUGGAGAACUCCCCCGAGGACCACCCGUCCAACCCCAGCCCCAGCCCGGCAGAGCAAACCACAGAGGAGGACUUCCAGUUCCUGCGCUGCCAGCGAUGCCAGUCCGAAGCCAAGUGCCCCAAGCUGCUGCCUUGCUUGCACACACUGUGCUCGGGAUGCCUGGAGGCGCCGGGCACAACGUGGUGCCCCAUCUGCCGGGAGCCCUGGUCCCCGGACUCCGACGCGCCGGUGCUGGAUAACGUGUUUUUCGAGAGCCUGCAGCGGCGCCUGUCGGUGCACCGGCAGAUCGUGCGCGCGCAGGCGGUGUGCACGCGCUGCAGGGAGCCGGCCGACUUCUGGUGCUUCGAGUGCGAGCAGCUCCUGUGCGCCAGGUGCUUCGAGGCGCAUCAGUGGUUCCUCAAACAUGAGGCCCGGCCCCUGGCCGAGCUGCGCAGCCAGUCGGUGCGCGAGUUCCUGGACGGCACGCGCAAGCCCAACAUCUUCUGCUCCAACCCUAGCCACCACCGCCAGCCUGAACUGACCAGCAUCUUUUGCCGAGGCUGCGCCAAGCCGCUGUGCUGCUCGUGCGCGCUGCUGGACAACAGCAGCCACAGCGCGCUCAAGUGCGGCAUCGAUGAGGAGAUCCAGCAGCGGAAGGAGGAGCUGAUGGCCAUGACGCAGGCGCUGCAGGAGCAGCAAGGUGCCUUCGGCCAGGUGUGCGAGCGGAUGCGCGCGGCCGUGGACCAGCUGGGGCGCGCGCGCGCCGACACCCAGGAGCAGAUCCGCAAGCGGGUGAGCCAGGUCGUGGCGCACGUGCAGGCGCAGGAGCGCGAGCUGUUGGAGGCGGUGGACGCGCGCUACCGGCGCGACUACGACGAGCUGGGGGGCCAGCUGGGCCGCCUGGACGCCGUGCUGCAGCGCAUCCGCACGGGCGGCACCCUGGUGAGGAGGAUGGAGCAGUACGCCUCGGACCAGGAGGUGCUGGACAUGCACGGCUUCCUGCGCGACGCGCUCGGUCGCCUGCGGCAGGAGGAGCCCCGGAGCCUGCAGGCCGCCGCGUGCGCCGACGACGGCUUCGACGAGUUCAAGGCGCGCCUGCGGGACCUCAUGGCGCGCAUCACGCAGGGGUCAGAUGCAGUGCCACCUGGAAAAGCCAGCCCCGAGACUGCCAGCACCCCCAGAGGCCCUUCUGACACGGACCUGCCUGAGGAGGCACAGAGACCACAGGCCCAGGCACAGGCCCUAGGGCUGACCGAGGCCCAACCCGUGGCUGUGGUGCAGUCAGUGCCUGGUGUACACCCUGUGCCCGUGUACGCCUUCUCCAUCAAAGACUCUUCCUAUGGAGAGGAGGUCUCCCACACAACCACACCCCUGAAGAGGAAGUCCUGCCAGACCCAGUGCCCCAGGAAGGUCAUCAAGUUGGAGUCUGAGGAGGAGAAGGAGGCCAGGUUGGCCCAGGAGAAGGCCAGGUUGGCCCCGAGCUCCCCCGAGCCGCCCCGGCCCAGCACCUCCAAGGCGGUCUUGCCAUCCCACUGGGAUGGACCGCCCAGCCCCGGGAGCCCCACCAUGGAUGGCAAGGUCUUCCUGCCCAGCAGCAACCACGUGCCCAGUGGUGCCCGGGAGGCAGAGGAGUGCGUCGUGGUGAUCAGCAGCUCGGAAGACUCAGAUGCUGAAAACUCGUCCUCCCGAGAGGUGGAUGACAACAGCAGCGAGUCCAGUGACCUCCAGCUCGAGGGCCCCAGCUCCCUCAGGGACCUGGACGACAACCUCACCGAUCCCCAGGCAGAAGACAGGCCCCUGGUUUUCUUUGACCUCAAGCUUGACAAUGAAACCCAGGAGAUUAGCCAGCUGGCAGCUGUGAACCAGGAGAGCAGGUUCCGUGUGCUCAUCCAGCCUGAGGCCUUCUUCCGCAUCUGCUCCAAGGCCGUGUCCCUGGAGGUGGGGCUGCAGCACUUCCUCAGCUUCCUGGGCUCCAUGCGCCGCCCCGUCCUGACCUGCUACAAGCUGUGGGGGCCCGGCCUCCCGAGCUUCUUCCGGGCCCUGGAGGACAUCGGUAGGCUAUGGGAAUUCCAGGAAGCCAUCUCGGGCUUCCUGGCCGCCCUGCCCCUCAUCCGGGAACGUGUGCCCAUGGCCAGCAGCCUCAAGCUCGCGCACCUGGCCAAGACCUACCUGGCCAGAAACAUGAGUGAGCGCAGUGCCAUGGCCGCUGUGCUGGCCAUGCGUGACCUGUGCCGUCUCCUGGAAGUCUCCCCGGGCCCCCGGCUGGCCCCCCACGUCCACCCCUUCAGCAGCCUGCAGUGCUUCGCAUCCCUACAGCCCCUGGUGCGGGCGGCCGUGCUGUCCCGGGCUGAGGUCCGCCUCCUGGCGCUCCGGAAUGUGGGCUUCCCGGAGCUGCUGGCCGCCUACCGCCGCGACCCGCAGGGGGGCCUGAAGAGGUACAGUCGCCACCUGAGCCUGCAGACCCCCGCGUCACCCCCCGCCCAGCCCACUCUCAACCUACAAGCUCUGGGCGCCUACUUCAAUGGCUUGUUGGAGGGGCCGGCCUCGGCACAGGCAGAAGGCGUCUCUGUUCCUCUAGCCAGCCACAACCUGGCAGAGAGGGCCUCCCAGCAGAGCUGA
Molecule: messenger RNA, 2679 nt
Organism: Carlito syrichta (Philippine tarsier)
Lineage: Eukaryota; Metazoa; Chordata; Mammalia; Primates; Tarsiidae
Gene: PML
Product: promyelocytic leukemia
Exons: 9
Coding region: 1-2679 (892 amino acids)
Biological process (GO): intrinsic apoptotic signaling pathway in response to DNA damage; PML body organization; positive regulation of DNA-templated transcription
Cellular component (GO): chromatin; nucleoplasm; PML body
Molecular function (GO): ubiquitin-protein transferase activity; zinc ion binding
Source: RefSeq, a predicted model, not a curated record